GAUAGCGGCUCGUGUUCCUGGUUGGUUGACGUUGUCGGAGUCGGUCUUUAUAAAGUAUCGUGUUUUGCUUCCUCUGUGUCCUUGUAAAGCAGUUUGUAUGGUUUAUGGCUUCGCGGUGGACAGUUCAGAGCAAAGGACUGCGCAUGGCGGAGGCGGCAGCCCUGAGCGGACUGAAGCGGUGCCGCCAGGCCCAGGAUCAGCUGGAGGACGCCAUCAGUGCGGUGAUGAGGGCGGAGCAGCAGCUGCGAGAGAACGCCAGAGAGGUGCGUUUGGAGCUGCAGAGCUGUGUGAGUCGCCAGCAGGAGGCACUGCGUAGCAGAGAAUUGUGGCUGCUGGGUCAGACUGAGCUGCUGGAACAGCUGAAGGUUGAAACUCUGCAGCAGCAACUCUUCCAGCUGCACUGGCUCAGAGGUCAGUUUGACGGGCUCAGCCAGCAGCUGCAGACCUCGUGCAACAGCACCGACCUGAACAACCAGCUGAGCGACAUUGUGGAGCGGCUGGCCUGCGUGAGUCUGAUCCCAGAGGAGACUCCUGAAAUCAGCUUCCAGGCCGAUUCCCGCGCUCUGAGGAAGGCCAUCACCUCUUUUGGCAGUGUGAGUGCUCAGUUUGUGGAGGGAGAGGCCUCUCAGAACUCCGCCUUAAACUCCUUCCACCACAGAGGUGUUGUGCAGAGCUGCUCCGUGGAAGGGGAGACACAGAAGAUGGAGGCAGGAUCCCUGAGUGAGUGGCUCUUGGAAACGCACCCAGCAAGCAGCACUCCCAUUGGCUACCAUGUUAGUACCAACCCUCAGGAUUGGCUGCUGCCACAAACAGAGAGCAAGACUCCUGCUCCGGCUCUGGCCUCUAUGGAUUUCCUGAAGGCCUGGGGUCAGCUUAGAGACCUGGAGGCGUGGCUGCUUCACGACAAGACGCCCGUCAGCAGAGAGCGAGCCACCAGCAGCUGCAGCACCGCUACUUCCUGCAUUUCCAUAGAGAAGAUAGAUGAGUGCAUGUUUGAAGAGGAGGACCUGAGUGAGUGGAUCGUGACCUCGGCUCACGGAAGCACGGAGACCGUCUCUGACGCAGAGCAGUGGCGAGCCGUGCUGAAGCCAUUCACAGAAAAGUGGUCACCCAGCGAGUGGCUGCUGACGCCGUCUCGUGCUGCUGCAGACUGCACCGCCUGCUGCCACACCCCCAAGGCUGUGGAGAUUGAGAACUUGGACCAGCUCUUGUGCCGAAAGACCCCUCCCACUCCCAGCUCCACCUCUGCUACCUCCCCGGUGGUGACUCUGGAGGCGUGGCUUCAGCAGGCCGUUCCAGUGCAGCAGGCCUGCCGGGCCAACGAGCCGUGUUCCAGCUACAGUCAGUGCAUCUGCGACGAAAACUGCGGGAAGGAGGCGCUGAGCCGCUGGCUGCUCCAUCAGGAUGGACGAGACAAGAACGGCGUGCCGGUCACCAAGACGGCUCCGCCCACACUGCAGCUCAGAGACCACAAGGUUCUGUCCAUCCUGGAUGCUUGGCUCCACCCUUUGUCCUCUGCCCCCUCCUCUGAGGAGAAGGCCUCCAGGGAGGACCACAGCUCCCGCUCCUCACUGCUGUUCCACUGCCCUCUGGAUCCAGAGCUCUGGGUGGUUCCACAGAAGAUGGCCGGGCCGUCAGCUGAGGAGGACAAGUGGCUGCUGAAGAAGAGCCUAGCUCAGGAGCGGCUCGCGCUGCCCAACGUCUGCGACCUCUUCUCCUGCAUGAAGGUGGGCGGGGACAAGGACCAUUGGUUGCACAAGGCUUCCAUACAGAUCUGAUGAUUGCCUGAGAUGCUUCUGGAUUUUUUGAAUGCCAAUCAAUCAGUCUGAUCGUUACUGGCUUCGCUGGCUGCCCAUCUCUUCCCAUCGACACCAGAUUGUGGGCUCCACCUCCUCCUGCCAUCUGACUCGAGUGUCGCACAAACAGAAACAUCAGUCACGCGAUCGGAAAAUUUUCUUCACUUCAUACAGACCAUCUGUCUGAGGGAAUGCACAGGGUUCUGGUGGGUGGGCAGGGCUAAGGAGGGAGUGGGCAGGGCUACGAUGGAGAACAGCCAGGCGAGCUAAACUUGCAUACAAAUUAGCUUUUAAUUAAAUAUUUUAAUCAA
Messenger RNA from Thalassophryne amazonica, 2107 nucleotides. It is a transcript of the gene ncoa4, whose product is annotated as nuclear receptor coactivator 4. The transcript has 11 exons. Lineage: Eukaryota; Metazoa; Chordata; Actinopteri; Batrachoidiformes; Batrachoididae. Gene Ontology annotation, molecular function: transcription coactivator activity. The record is from RefSeq and is a predicted model, not a curated record. Bases 105 to 1778 code for a protein of 557 amino acids. Gene Ontology annotation, biological process: response to hormone; intracellular iron ion homeostasis.